CUCCUUCUCUCUGGGGGAUUGUCAUUAUUUGGUCUACUGUUUCCUCGCAUUUCAAAAAUUCAGAUUUCCUGAACGCACCUCGAAACUCUCACGCACACAUACAAACACCAAAUGCCACAGAUGAUGCUCUUGUGUAAGAGACAGGUGGAUACUGGAGAUACAAGAGACGGUAACUGAGGACAGAGAAGAGAAGAGAAGAGAAGAGAAGAGAAGAGAAGAGAAGAGAAGAGAAGAGAAGAGAAGAGAAAGCAACACAAGAGAAGAAAAACACAGAGACAAGUUGUGAUACUUCAACGGUGGCAGUUUUUGGAUCAUGAUUGACGGAUGAAUGAUAUUACGGGAACCAUGGAGAGACACAUGAAUAUGUACAUGUAGUCACACCCUAAAACCUACAUAGACUCUACAGAUGCUUUUGAAAAGCAUCAGGAGGAUGCAUGGCUUUUUCUUUGAAGGACGGUGGAGAUGGACACAUCAUUUCCUUCUUGUCAUCUGGCUUUCACUUAUGACAGCCGCUCCGCCCAAAGCACUUGGCUAUUUCCUGGGAGACACUAAGGCAGUAUUGAAUGGCUGUGAGGACCACUGGACCCUGCAGGACAGCGCCACCAUGCCGCUGCUUCUUCAGAUGACUUUAUGUGUUGAUAUCCGUGUGGUGGUCCCCGGAGCUUGGGUGGCGUUCUCUUACAGCUCGGUCCUUACACCCGGACCUGAGCUGGGUCUGGAGGGAGACGAUGAGGCACUGUAUGGGUGGCUGCUAAGGGUCCGACACAGAUUUCCUAUGCGGCUGUCCCCAACACACUGGCAUAGAGUGUGUCUGAGGAGGGACGUAUUGCGCAACUCCUUUAGCCUGGAGGUUAAUGGGAAAAUGGUGGCAGAGAGGACAGUCAUCGCUCAGGCCAUCCCCCCAAACGGCUCCCUGUGGCUGGGCUGCCGUCCCAGGGAUCGACCCCCAGGAGCCGUACUCGGGGAAGUGGAGUUGUAUCUGUUCCGCAUGUGGGCAGACCUGGGCAACCAUGGCCUCUGCGAGGACGGCACUGUGAUUGGCUGGAAUGCUCAGUCCUGGGGCUUGACCAGUCCCAGGGCCAGGCAGAGAGACCCAAACCUCCUGUGUGUUGACCGCAGACAGUUGAGACGUGGGGCACAUGCUCACAGAAGCCUUACUGAUGCACUCCCAAUUGGAUUUGGACGGGUCUUCCCACCUCCACCUGGUGAGAAAGACAAUAAUAUCUAA
Messenger RNA from Etheostoma spectabile (orangethroat darter), 1228 nucleotides. RefSeq names its product adhesion G-protein coupled receptor G4-like. The record is from RefSeq and is a predicted model, not a curated record. Bases 407 to 1228 code for a protein of 273 amino acids. Lineage: Eukaryota; Metazoa; Chordata; Actinopteri; Perciformes; Percidae. The transcript has 6 exons.